ACUUCCCACCCUCAAAUAUGUAUAUAUAAGCCUAAUCUCACUCUUCAAUUCCAUAUCUCAAUCUUCUUCAGACAUCCUAGCUACUACUCCACUCUUCAAAUCGAUACGAAUCUGUUUAGAGGUCUAGGGUUCAAUUCGUCCAAGAAAAAAAAAUACUGUUUCAACUAGUCAAAGCCUUUGAAAUUAAUGGCACUCGAAGCUCUGAGUUCCCCCACAGGAGUUACUGCACUGUCGAAGUCAGCAUUUGACUUCGACAGCGCAUCAACCCUGCCCUGGAGCAAGGGAAAGCGCUCUAAGCGCCCCCGCACCGAGGAGGAGUACCUGGCUCUCUGCCUCGUCAUGCUCGCUCGCGGCGGCCCCACCUCCACCUCAGCGAAAGCGCCCGGUGCGGAUCCUUCCAAGCUCGUGCAUAAGUGCUCUGUCUGCGACAAGGCUUUCGGGUCCUACCAGGCCUUGGGAGGCCACAAGGCCAGCCACCGCAAGCUCAGCACCGAUCACGCCGCCGCCGCGGCCGGCACGGCCGCGGCGGCGAGCGGCGGAGGGAGGAUGCAUGAGUGCUCCAUAUGCCACAAGAGCUUUCCCACGGGGCAGGCCUUGGGAGGCCACAAGCGGCGCCACUACGACGGCGGGAGCAGCGGCGUGACGACGACGUCGGACGGGGCGGGGUCCACGGGAUCGGUCCGGAACUUCGACUUGAACCUGCCGGCUAAGCCGGAAUUUUGGGUCGACGAUGAAGUUGAAAGUCCACACCCUUUGAAGAAGUCGCGCCUUGGAAAUUUUCUCAAUAUUUAGUUUUAGGAUUUUAUUUUGGAAUUUUUAAAUUGGUGUACAUAUGAAGAAUGAUUAAUUCAUUGAUUUAUUUAUUUACUGAA
Molecule: messenger RNA, 872 nt
Organism: Salvia hispanica
Lineage: Eukaryota; Viridiplantae; Streptophyta; Magnoliopsida; Lamiales; Lamiaceae
Source: RefSeq, a predicted model, not a curated record